This is a messenger RNA of Gastrolobium bilobum, 795 nucleotides long. Its product is annotated as late embryogenesis abundant protein D-29-like. The coding region runs from base 1 to 795 and encodes 264 amino acids. Lineage: Eukaryota; Viridiplantae; Streptophyta; Magnoliopsida; Fabales; Fabaceae. The record is from RefSeq and is a predicted model, not a curated record. The transcript has 3 exons.
AUGGGUGAUGAUGUGGUUGAAGAUGCCAAAACCACAGCUGGGGAUGUCAAAGAUGGCGCCACUGAAGUUAUGAGUGAUGCCAAGGAAAAGACUGAGUCUUUUGCUGAUUGGGCUUAUGACAAGUUUGCCCAUGGUUUCGGGUUGAAAGAGGAUGAGGAAAAAAAAUUGGCUGAAAACAAGAAGUUUCAAGUUGAAGAGGCUGCCUCAAAGGCCGCAGAGUCAGUGAAAUCAGCGGCAUCAGGAGCUUCUGAGUACGUUUCACAGACGGCUUCUGGUGCCAAAGAGAAAGCAAAAGGAGCUUACGAAUAUGGAAAAGAUAAGGCCUCUAAUGCAUAUGAUGAAACCAAGAAGCAAACAGAAAAGGCCUCAAAUGUUGUUGGAGAGAAAGCCUCUACUGCAUAUGAUGAAACCAAGAAGCAAACAACAAAGGCCUCAAAUGUUGUUGGAGAGAAAGCCUCUAAUGCAUAUGAUGAAACCAAGAAGCAAACAAAAAAGGCCUCAAAUGUUGUUGGAGAGAAAGCCUCUACUGCAUAUGAUGAAACCAAGAAGCAAACAAAAAAGGCCUCAAAUGUUGUUGGAGAGAAAGCCUCUGAUGCCUAUGAAGAAACAAAGAAGCAAACGAAGAAGGCCUCAAAUGUAGUUGGAGAAAAAGCCACCGGUGCUAAAGAUACGGUGGGUGCAGUGGGGGAGAAAGCAGCAGAGACUUUUGGCCAAGCUAAACAUAAAGUGGGUGAGGCAUAUGACUCAGCGAAGAAAACCGUGACUAAAGAUAACAAAGAGACCAAGACUAAGUAG